CAUGCUUCUUGUACAUACCAACCUCUGGAAGAAAGUAGGUUAGCAGUUCUCCAAGAGCGCUUGGCAGGGAAAGAAGGAGCGAAGGAAGGAGAAAGGAAGGAAGGAAGGAAGGUGUGGAGACAUCACAAGGAAGACGCUUCAACCACUUCUCCUUAAUCGUUGGGCGAGCUGCAAAACCCAAACAGAAGAGAAGAAACCAGCCGAGCGAGCGAGCGAUCGAGGGAAACCAAACCACCCGUCCGAUCCCACGCUGGAAACUUUAUACCCUCCGCUCCCCGCCGUAUCUAUUUAUUUCCCCUCCUGCAAGGAGUUUUUGUUUCUGACGGUCUGCUUUUUUUCCAUGCUAUUUCCAGAAGAGAGAUAAGAGAAGGGAACCUCGGCGUAGAUAGAAGAUGCGAGCACAAAUUGAAGUUAUCCCUUGUAAGAUAUGUGGGGACAAGUCUUCAGGGAUUCACUAUGGAGUCAUCACCUGUGAAGGAUGCAAAGGUUUUUUCCGCAGAAGCCAACAGAAUAACGCCACUUACUCUUGCUCACGGCAGAGGAACUGCCUGAUCGACAGGACCAACCGAAAUCGGUGUCAGCACUGCCGACUGCAGAAGUGCCUGGCCCUGGGCAUGUCCCGUGAUGCAGUAAAGUUUGGCCGCAUGUCGAAGAAGCAGCGGGACAGCCUCUAUGCCGAGGUCCAGAAACACCAACAAAGCCAAGAACAAAGCGUGGGAGCCAAGGAGGACCCAGAGACCUUGUCGAGGGUCUACACCACCAGCGUGAGCAGCGGACUCUCUGACCUGGAUGACAUCUCCAUGUUGUCGGACAGCUUCCUCUUUGAUUUUCCCCUGAGCCCCGACGGGAACAGCAGCUACUACAACCUGGAUCUCCUGACCUCAGCGCAGCCAUCGCCCGACCAGUCCAGCAUUGACGUCAGUGACACCAAGUUCAUUAAACAGGAGUCCAUCUACGAGCUCAUGCUGGAACCUAGCCUCUUUCCUCAUGGCCCCCUUGAAAGCAACGCGUUGACUUCGGACAUUUCAGUGAUGGAAAUGGAGCGCCUAGCCCAGAAUGUGGUGAAGUCGCACCUUGAGACAUUGCAGUACACCAGCGAGGAGCUGCAGCGGUUCGCCUGGGCGCUCUACUCUCAGGAGGAGAUAAGGACCAUGCAGAACACGAACUGCGAGGUGAUGUGGCAAGAGUGUGCCGUCCAGAUCUCCAAUGCCAUCCAGUACAUCGUGGAGUUUGCUAAGCGCAUUGAUGGCUUCAUGGAGCUGUGCCAGAAUGACCAAAUCAUUCUUCUCAAAGCAGGUUGUCUAGAGAUUCUCCUCAUCCGAAUGACGCGGGCCUUCAACCCAUUGAACAACACCGUACUUUUUGCCGGAAAAUAUGGCGGGAUGCAGAUGUUUAAGUCACUCGGUUGUGAUGACUUGAUCAGCUCCAUCUUUGAGCUGGGGAAGAAUCUUUGCCGACUGCAGCUGUCUGAUGAAGAAGUAGCACUCUUCACUGCAGUUGUCCUGUUCACACCAGAUCGGCCUUGGCUCUCUGAGUCCAAAAAAGUACAAAAACUCCAGGAUAAAUUCUACAUGGCUCUCCAGCAUGAGAUUCAAAAGAAAAAUGCCAAUGAAGACAGGCUUUCCAAGAUGGUUGCCAAGCUCCCCUUGAUGAAGACAAUCUGCAGCCUUCACUUAGAUAAACUGGAGCUUUUUCGCCUUGUCCAUCCAGAGACGGCCAAAAAUUUCCCUCCUCUCUACAAAGAAGUGUUCAAUUCGGAGCUCCAUUACAGCAACCCUCAGGAGAGCUAAAGCAGAAUUUGCAGGGCAAAACUUUUUGUGGCUUCUGGAAUGGGGGGAAAGCAGAAUUGACCCUGUGGUUUAUUUUAAAUCAAGGGUCAACCACAAGAUUGUGUGACCCUGGCUUUCCUCCUCCUCCUCCUCCUCCUCCUCUUGCAGUUGACCUGCGGUGAUCUGCAGUCGCUGUUGAAUGUAAUUGCACCUUUUUAAGGAUCCAGCGGACUUUGGGCAUACUGGUGAAAUGAAUGUGAAAUGCUAUUCGGUAGAGAAGAUCCUGCAUUAAGUAGUGUUAAGUAUUCCUAUCCUUUCCUCAAAAGCAUGUUUCAGCGGAACGCGUUUCUCUGCCCUGGCAUGUGAACACAUCCACCCAAACUCAUGAGACUUACAGGCAGCUGAUGCCCAACCCAGAAACGCCUCUUUAGGCCCACUGUGUGGAUAAAUAUGUAUAUUUUUGCUGGUUUCUGCUUUUUCCCCGGCACUGGCAUGGUUCGAAUGAUAGGACGCUGGACGUACAGAAGGAAAACCAGAUCUUGUGGACUUGUUCAACGUGAAGAUGGAAAUUUGUGGGAAGAGAGAGAGACACACACACAAAUACACACAUACACAGGGAUUACAAUCCUGCUAGAUUAUGGGACAGAAGUGGUGGUGGGAAGAAUAUGUGGGGGAGGAGAAUUUUUAAUUUAAUUGUGUUUCCAAUUCUGGGGGCAGCUGGAGGGCUGGACCCUCUUAAAAAAAAGAAGCGUAAAGUUCGAUGGCAAAUCAAGAUGUAUUUUUCAUCGACAAACACUGCUGCUAUCAAAGUAACUGGAAAAGCAUCCGUUUAAAGAAAAACACGGAUGGCCUCUGGAUGACAUUGGACUUUGGCGCCCAUUAUCCUCAGUGAUUGGCCCAGCUGGGGAGGAUGGAUAUUGGAGCUGCUAAACCAUACCCGGCUGCCAAGCUAGAUGACGAAUGAUCCGAUUGCUUCUAAAGCAAGUUUUCUAAAACACGCAAGUUUUAAGACGCGCGGACUUCAACUCCCACAAUUCCCCAACCAGCAUGCUUCUGGAAGUUGAAGUUGGCACAUCUUAAAACUUCCCAAGUUUGAAAAAUACGGUUCUACAAUAAUGGAUCUCUAUCGGCCAAGGCUUAUUGAUAUAUUAUGUUUGUUCUUUCUCCAUGUUAUAAUCCUUUGGGGACCCAAGAAAGCUUCAUUCAAUGUUUCAGGUGCAGAAGCCCAUUAGAAGAAGCCCUUGCUUGGUAUCGAUUCACCACAUGGGUGAUGAACAGGUCUGCAGCUAAAUGUAGAGGCCCUUGCUUUGGGCCUGCCCAAUACUGUAGAACAUGGGUCUCCAAC
This is a messenger RNA of Pantherophis guttatus, 3114 nucleotides long. RefSeq names its product nuclear receptor ROR-beta-like. Gene Ontology annotation, biological process: regulation of transcription by RNA polymerase II. Gene Ontology annotation, molecular function: zinc ion binding; RNA polymerase II cis-regulatory region sequence-specific DNA binding; nuclear receptor activity. Gene Ontology annotation, cellular component: nucleus. NCBI's taxonomy places the organism in Eukaryota, Metazoa, Chordata, Lepidosauria, Squamata, Colubridae. The record is from RefSeq and is a predicted model, not a curated record.